GCCGUCGGCAGCCACAGCGCGCAGGCGCGGACAGGUGUGCGCCGUUUGAAAGAAUGGCGCCGGCGGGGCGGCUGGUUCUGUGUGAAGAGAAGAUCAGGGGGAAGACCGGGCUGGCGCCUCACCGCGGCCUGGCUGAACUUCGGUCAUUAUCUAUUCCUGGAACUUACCAAGAAAAGAUUACUCACCUAGGAAAUUCUUUGAUGAAUUUAACAGGUCUAAAAUCUCUAGAUCUCUCACGAAACUCCUUGGUUAGUCUAGAGGGCAUCGAGUACCUGGCGGCGCUGGAGCGCCUCAACGUCUACCGCAACCGCAUCUCCUCGCUGGCGGAAGUCUUCCGGCUCCGCUCCUUAAGGGAGCUCGCGGAGGUGGACUUCCGGCUGAACCCUGUGGUGGAGAGCAAGCCCGACUACCGCCUCUCCGUGGUGCACACGCUCCCGCGCCUCCGGCAGCUGGAUGACCGCCCUGUGAGGGAGCGUGAGCGGAAAGCAUCCCGGCUGCAUUUUGCUUCGGAGGAAUCGCUGGACUCAACGCAGAGCUUCGCAGCUGUUUUCAGAGUCGAAAGACCGCAUCACUCCAGAGCCAAGUGCACUGACCCCUCGGCCAAGAAGGGCUUGGUCAUGGACGCGGAUGAUGAGGCGGUCCUGAACCUCAUUGCCGAGUGUGAGUGGGACUUGAGCAACCCUCCUGGGAGCAUGAGUUCCAGCCAGCAGGAGCAAGAGGCCAGCUUCCAGAGCUCCCAAGCAGAGUCGCGGCCCCUGUCGAGUCCUGAGUCAGCACGGCACCAGUGCGGGGACGCCCUGAGGAAGGGCCCCGAGACACGGAGGAGCGGCUCCAGCGGGGACCGUGCGGGGCCGAGGGUUCAGGACCAGCGCUGUGGCGAGCUCCCCCUGCGGCACUUGGCCCCGUGUCCAGACUCCACGGACACUGAGGACUCAGCCCCCUCUUCUCAGAAGUCAAGUUUAUUGACGCAAAAGGGGUCAAAUCCCUUGCCUGCUCCGGAAAAGUACAGGAAGCGAAGGGUGCCUGGCGGGAGGUUCCAGGCACCUGCGGACCAGGAGCGUCUGCGCUGCCUGGAGGAGAGUCUGAGCAGGCAGAGCGGUCCGGAGGGCUGGAGCGCGGGGCCCUGUUCCCACGCGGCGGCCUUGGGGCCCGAGCAGCGGAGGCCGCGCAGCGUGAGUGAGGAUCACCUGAGGCAGCAUCUGGACAGAACUCUGGAGGAAAGCAGUAGCUUGAAGUCUCUUCUGUUCAGCGUGAAAAAAGAAGUGAGAAACACCGACACUCCAUCCACACUGAACUUGCAAAUCACUGGACUUCAGACAAGUGUGGAGCGGCUCUCCGGUGAGAUUGUGGAACUGAAGCAGCAUCUGGAGCACUACGACCAGAUCCACGAGCUCACCCAGAUGCUGCAGGAGAGCCACAGGUCCCUGGUCAGCACCAACGAGCACCUGCUUCGGGAGCUGGGCCGGGCGCGGGCGCAGCACCAGGCCGAGGCGGAGCAGCUGCGCUGGAGCUACAGGCAGCUCAAGAAGACCACGGCCCCGGUGCCCAGCCGCCCGCCCGCGCCCUGAGCGCGCCUCUCUGCGGGCGCCUGUCUUCAGGGCCUGCGCUGCGCGCUCCGAAGUGUCCUGAGGAGGGAAGCUCAUCCAAGCCCUGUACGUGUCUCGAGACAAACAGGUAAUUACUUUUUCA
Balaenoptera musculus (blue whale) is the source of this 1689-nucleotide messenger RNA. It is a transcript of the gene CEP72, whose product is annotated as centrosomal protein 72. Gene Ontology annotation, molecular function: protein binding. The transcript has 10 exons. NCBI's taxonomy places the organism in Eukaryota, Metazoa, Chordata, Mammalia, Artiodactyla, Balaenopteridae. Bases 54 to 1568 code for a protein of 504 amino acids. Gene Ontology annotation, cellular component: centriolar satellite. The record is from RefSeq and is a predicted model, not a curated record. Gene Ontology annotation, biological process: centriole replication; spindle organization; regulation of protein localization to centrosome.